CCACUUGCGCCUAAUCGUGGCGGCUCCGCAAGCCACAUCUUCUCGCCUUCGUCCGCCCUGAUAGCCUCCCUAUAUGCAUCCAAGCCAUAAAGGGUACCAAUUGGAUUUUUGACACUUCUUCCCUGGACAAUCCAGCCACUGCCUCAAAUUCAAUUCACGGGUCGUUAAAGUUAUCGCAGCGGCCAUCAUCAAUCACCGCACACUCUGGUCUGUGUUUAGAAAGCCCUCCAGCUUCAAAUCGAUUUGCCUGCGUCCCAACACCACCGAUUUGCAUCACCUAGAUUGCACCGACAUUCAAUAAUUUGGACCCAGCAACUUUGAAAUUUUCAUCGCCUAGGGGGCCACGCCCAUGGUCACCAUGGACGCCCUCAAAAACCUAUCUGCAAACAUACCAGACUGGCUGAAACGCCUAGAAGAACUCAGCGGUCAGAUCGAGCAGCGACAACUCGAGCUGGCCAAGUUUGCCGAAGCUCAUCAACAGGCCGCCAAAACGAGAUCUCUCAAAAACAAGGGCUCUACCGAGUCCCUCAGGCCUACCGACGAAUCUACAACAACGCCGACAAGCGACAAUGACGCGCCCGCAAAACAGCCACAGGUGUCACCAGCAGACCCUGCAUCGACAACCUUUACGAGUCCCGUCAUGACAUCUGAACCCCGCGAGACACCUUCACUACAACCCACAUUGUCAAGAAAACUGAAUUCAGAUCACAUUGUAACAAUGGCGGAGAAGAGGGCAAGGAGAAACGUGCGGAAACGUAUCAGGACUGACUCAGUUCUAUCGACCGACGAUACUGGCGAGGGUGCUGCACCCAAGUACCGCUGUCGAGGGGUGGUGCUAGUCUACUACGACAGUUAUGUGCAGAGCUUUUUCGAGGAGCUAGUCAAGUUCGUUUCGGCAUCUCGCAACCUAAUGCGCAAGGCUAAGAUGGCUGCCAAGGUGGCCCAGAUAAAACGCAUGGCUGAGAUGGAGGUGCCGGACGACGACGAAGACGACGAGGGGAUCAAUGGCGAGCUCAAGGCGGAUCCCAAUGUCUCAUCCUUCCCGGGCCCCAAGUUGCCCGGUCCCAUAACGCCAAGCGGGCCAGCCUUGGAGGCGUCACCGAUCAGCGCAGGUGACGGCGAGCUGGGAACGCCACCUCUAAACUACGUGAGCACGAGAGCGAUGAGAUACGGCCGUGCAAGCCCGGGCGGCCCGAACCUGCUCCGGCCGACUUUUGCACGCGCAGCAGCCCGGGGCGCCUACGCUGGCAGUGGGCUAGCGAUGCUGACGACGCCGCAGGUCCCCGACGCGUUCGACGCCCUCGACAAGGGCCUCGAUUUCGUGCAGGCCACGUGCGAGCAGGCGGCCCAUCAGUUCCUGCGGGACGGCGACUGCGACGAGGAGAUUGUCAAGCUCAAGGCGCGUCUCGCCGAGACGGCAGAGCUUGCGAGCAAGGAGAUGGAGCGGAGGCUGAAGGAAGACCCCGACGUCGGCAACACGCCCGAGCCGGUCAAGAGCAGAUCGUACAGGUUACAGAGCAUGCGUCGGGAGUCGGCGACCUCGACACACAAGGAUAUCAAGGACCGUGUUCCCUCGCCAUCGCCCCUGGUACCUGGUUCCCCUCUGGAUCCAUCACCCCCAAUUUUGGCAGCGUCUACCGAAGCAAUGCCUCCACCGCCCAUCGCUGCCCCGGUAAAGAAUCCUGGGAGCGAUGUUGUCAUCUUGCGUGCUGAUGUGAGACUGGAGGCGGAUGGGCCUACCGAAGCGAUCAAGUACAGUCCCCGGGAUACAGUGGAUUAUCGGGUGCUGAACACAGUACAUUGAGCUGACGCCCGAUGCUGAUCUACUCCCCAUCGGCUUUUCAUUUUGAUCAUGGCUAGUUCCAUAUUCUAGCUGUGCAUCUCGUACCAUUUUUGGUUUUUACGAUCUUUAAUUAUAGCGGCACCUGCAUAGCGUUUUUUUAUCACCUCCAUGGGAAUUUUGCAUAUAUUCGAAUAGUACACCAUGGACAUACAUAAUCAUCUCAUGAAGUCAUUACCAUUAUUUGAUACGACUGGCGUUACUCACAAUUUGUCUAUUUUCUUGCAACGGAAAAUGUUUGGUCAAGGGAUACAGGGGAUCGGAAUACCAUCAAAAGAACAGCCAGCCUUUUUCAACAGAAGCAACUUUCCAAUUUUUUGCAUCAUUCUUGACAUAAAAUCCAAGUUCACAUAGCGUGGUGGUUGUACUUGAGGGGCCUCGCGGGGUCGGUUCACGUCCAUCCCUGACAGUGUGGUUCGCUUAGUCCGAAAUCGAAACAGGAUACUUGGGAUGAAUCACAGACAACGCAGGCUGUGGUGACUGCAUCUCGAUGGUUAAUCUAACCUACCGGUAAAUAUUCACAAAACCCCAUAAGUGACUACUUCUCUUCAGACACACCUCGUUAGUUUUACUCAUCACUUACACUCAAAUGUACAAGAACAAGAGAUCGGAUGUCCGUGUCCAGUGGCUCCGUUAGAAUGCAUUGAUAAGGGGGUGACAUCUUUUCAGCCCAUAUGUUGAAGGGUAGACUUGGCUCGAUGAUUCGCAGCUUGUCACUAUCGUCUCUUCAUAUCUUGAGGUUUUUGUGGACAAAAUUUCCGAAGGAUGCGACGAGGUUACCGUAUGUGGAGCAAUGAAUGACAUUUUCACUGCCGGAUUUGACAGCUCCGUCCUUUGUUGCAUACAUCUUUGAGCCAAACGUGCUUCAGACUUUUACACGUAGGGUGAAGCAACAAAGCCACAAUAAUCUAUCUGGCCCGGGGGCCGUCAGGCG
Molecule: messenger RNA, 2774 nt
Organism: Pyricularia oryzae 70-15
Lineage: Eukaryota; Fungi; Ascomycota; Sordariomycetes; Magnaporthales; Pyriculariaceae
Exons: 1
Coding region: 350-1804 (484 amino acids)
Source: RefSeq, a predicted model, not a curated record